AUUUGUUGCAGAAGAGCUGAAGAAGGGUAAUCACGUGAGACCUGAAGCUUUUGAAUGUGUGACUAUUUUCUUCAGUGACAUUGUUGGUUUUACAGCUCUAUCGGCAGAAAGCACGCCAAUGGAGGUUGUUGACUUUUUAAACGACCUCUACACUUGCUUUGACUCCACCAUCGAUAACUAUGAUGUGUAUAAGGUGGAAACUAUUGGUGAUGCCUACAUGGUGGUUUCUGGUUUGCCAAUCAAAAAUGGCAAUGAGCAUGCCAGAGAAAUAGCUCGUUUGUCCCUUGCUUUGCUUGUUGCAGUAGGAAAUUUUAAAAUUCAACACCGGCCUGAGAGAAAGUUGAAGUUACGAAUCGGAAUUCAUUCGGGUCCUUGCGUGGCGGGAGUAGUCGGCCUUAAAAUGCCUCGGUAUUGUUUAUUUGGUGAUACUGUGAACACUGCGUCUAGAAUGGAGUCUAACGGUGAAGCUCUGAAGAUACAUGUGAGCCACGAGACCAAAAAAAUUCUCGACAUUUUUGGAAAUUUUCGUCUAUCUGUUCGAGGGGACAUUGAACUAAAA
Molecule: messenger RNA, 559 nt
Organism: Limulus polyphemus (Atlantic horseshoe crab)
Lineage: Eukaryota; Metazoa; Arthropoda; Merostomata; Xiphosura; Limulidae
Product: atrial natriuretic peptide receptor 1-like
Exons: 5
Biological process (GO): cGMP biosynthetic process; receptor guanylyl cyclase signaling pathway; intracellular signal transduction
Molecular function (GO): peptide receptor activity; guanylate cyclase activity
Source: RefSeq, a predicted model, not a curated record